AUGUACAACACUCAUUCCGAUGUCUGGGUUGCAGGUGCAUUUGCUGCUGUGGUAGUUGAUUUUAUUGUCUAUCCUUUCGACACUCUUAAGACUCGCGUCCAAUCCCCAGACUAUGAGAAGGUCUUCAAAGAUGCACGCACAGGAAUAGUGCGGCGUAAUGUACUCUUCCGAGGAUUGUACCAAGGCAUCUGGAGCGUAGUUUUCUCAACGAUUCCAGCCUCUGGUGCAUUCUUCACCACUUACGAAGCUGUGAAGAGCAUUAUGUACAACUCCUCAACCGGAGCUCCCACGGGGAUGACAAGCGGAAAUCGGACCAUUCCCGAUGGUUCUUUGAACAGUCUUUGCUUGCCAUUCACACACUCCCUCCCUGCCCCAGUUAUGCAUGGAAUUGCCUCUUCAUCCGGCGAAAUUGCCUCAUGCCUCAUGCUCACACCGGCAGAGGUGCUGAAACAAAACACGCAGAUGAUUCAUAGUUCCCAAGAAAAUAAAGCCGCUAUGUGGAUAGUACUUUCGCGAUUUCGACGUCAUCCUUGGCGCCUAUGGAAUGGGUAUACAGCACUGGUUGGUCGAAACCUCCCAACUACCGCUCUACAAUUUCCGCUCUUUGAGUAUGUGCGAGCGCACCUGAUUGAUCGAUGGAGACAACGGAAAGCGGCCCGCAAUAACACCGACCGACCGCUAUCGGAACAUUCAGAUCAACUAGUCGAACGGGCUGGCUUGACCGGUAUAGCUGCGGCAUUUUCGGGGACGGUCGCGGCGACUGUGACUACCCCAAUCGAUGUUAUCAAGACACGCGUAAUGCUUUCGGCAGGUGACGUGAGCGCUAGCUCCCAAGAUCAAAGUAUUCAAGCUGGGACUCGUGGUAGGGGAGCGGUAUUUUCGGAAGCGCGAACAAAGAUCAACCCUAACAAAUCUCUUUUUUCUGUCGGUCGCCAUAUCAUACAUUAUGAAGGAAUCCAUGGUUUGUUCAAGGGUGGACUGAUACGGGCUGGUUGGACGACUAUUGCGUUGGGCCUUUAUCUCAGCCUCUAUGAAGGUGGCCGAUUUUAUCUGGAGAAUCGACGGAAGGAGCGAGACCGUGUCAGUGGGAGAUUUGGAAAGCAAUCUGAUGAGGGUGAGGAUGUUGUUUAG
This is a messenger RNA of Penicillium digitatum Pd1, 1131 nucleotides long. RefSeq names its product putative mitochondrial carrier protein. The record is from RefSeq and is a predicted model, not a curated record. Gene Ontology annotation, cellular component: mitochondrial inner membrane. NCBI's taxonomy places the organism in Eukaryota, Fungi, Ascomycota, Eurotiomycetes, Eurotiales, Aspergillaceae. Gene Ontology annotation, molecular function: S-adenosyl-L-methionine transmembrane transporter activity.